AUGCACUUUCCAAUUUUCUCCCACUCAGGAGGCUUCGUCGCCAACUUUCUCCUCGGCGGUCUGGGCAAGUCCUACGGCCUAAUCAUGGAUGCCUUCCAGGAAGUAUACCAGUCUGGUUCGGCUCUCUUCAUGUUGGCUGGUGGUCUGAUCUACACACUCAUGUUCUGCUUGUGUAAUUUCUCGAUAUUGUUGUCAGAAACAGGAGAUUUACCUGCUGUUUCCACUGCGCAAACCAUUCUGGAGCUGUCCAUCCCAUAA
Molecule: messenger RNA, 258 nt
Organism: Opisthorchis viverrini
Lineage: Eukaryota; Metazoa; Platyhelminthes; Trematoda; Opisthorchiida; Opisthorchiidae
Exons: 2
Coding region: 1-258 (85 amino acids)
Source: RefSeq, a predicted model, not a curated record